AUGAGCAACGGCCGGCCGGAACUUUUGGAGUCCGCCUGCGUCGCCGACUUCAAAAAGCAAGCCAUCAUCCCCAUCUCCCAAUACUACGCCGUCUUUCGAUUCACAAGGGACACCUCAACCAACGCCUCCACAGACAGCGUCACUUCCGGGUCAUCACCAUGCUUUCCGCUCCUCAUCCUGACAUUCUUCCGCCCGAGAAAACCAAACUGCCGUAUCAUCCCCAAGAGGCCCUUCGAAUGGUCCUCGGAGAGGGUCGCCCGGGAGUUCGUCUCCAGAUCUCGCGCAAUGUUCUACCACUCGACCAAGGACCUUCUGGGGGAGCCGUUUCGCGUGUUCUCCGACUUGGGGGAUGUCAUCAUCCUGCCGCCUGAUGCCGGCCAGGAGAUCAGGAACUACAAGCGCUCCAGCUUCGCCCAGGGGCUUAUGGAGGCGAAAUUUCAAAAACCUGCCUGCGAUCCUUCCAAAAGGCUCCAGAAUGUCGUCAAAACGAGAUUGACAAAGACCCUGGAAUGGCACGAUAUCACCCUUAAGCAGGUCAUCUUUAAAAUUGUGUCGAGUAUGUCCUCCAAAAUUUUCGUCAGCAAGCACCUGGGCCGGAUCGAGAAGUGGCUAUAG
Messenger RNA from Colletotrichum destructivum, 615 nucleotides. RefSeq lists its product as uncharacterized. Bases 1 to 615 code for a protein of 204 amino acids. The record is from RefSeq and is a predicted model, not a curated record. The transcript is spliced from 5 exons. Lineage: Eukaryota; Fungi; Ascomycota; Sordariomycetes; Glomerellales; Glomerellaceae.